Messenger RNA from Owenia fusiformis, 2814 nucleotides. The record is from the annotation of a GenBank genome assembly. NCBI's taxonomy places the organism in Eukaryota, Metazoa, Annelida, Polychaeta, Sabellida, Oweniidae.
UUUGUAAUAUAUAUGUUGUUAUGGCACUUUACAUAUAGCAUAUUGUCAGUAUUAAAACGAAAAGGGUGAGUAUAACAAGCUGGCAGGGCUUUAAUCUCUGCUAAUUGGGAGUCAUUUUGUAAUUGUUUUUCGUUUUAGUACUGACUCAGCAUGGCUUCAGGAGGAGGCCCACCGGGAAUACCUCCUAUCAGAGAAGCACUGGCAAUGAUCGACAACCAAGGUGUGACAGGUAGCUAUACUAAUCUUCUAAACCUUGAUGCAAAUACAAUAGUUUCGAGGUCACCACUUAAUGCGGCAGGUCUUUCUAAUGACACUCGGCCCAGUUGGCCGAAUAAUACAAACCAUAGUCAACAAUCUGGUUUAUCAGGGAACAUGGGCCCUCAGAAUAGUAGUAAUGAAGGGGAUUCACAAACAGGUGCAGUAAAUCAACAAAAUGGUACAUUGGGGUACAUGGGCCCUUUGCCAAAUAAUCUACAAACCGCUCCGACAGCUGUUUCGGGACAGCUAAACAGUGAUUCCAACCGACAUAACAUUCAAUCGGGGUACAUGGGCCCUCCUAUGAUGAAUCAAGCAACUUCAACUAUCUCUCAAGAGAUCAUUCAAACUCCAAAUAUGGGUUUUCAACAGAAUUACCCUCUUAACCCGGAGGUACAAAGCCAAAAAGGACAAAACCAGUUUGAGUAUCAAAUCGAUAGGUUGCUAAGUCAAGCAAGCAAUACCAAUGUUACUCAAAAUGCCAGCCAGAAUAAACAUCCUUCUCAGAAUGUUAUAUCAGGGAACAUGGGCCCUAACAACACAUUACAGUCAAUGCCAUCUCAGUCGCAAACAGCUUACAACAAUGGAACGCCAGUUAAUAACAACCAUCACAUGUCAUCUGGAACCCACAAUAUCCCUAAUAACGGGGGGGUUUAUCAAGGGAUGCCAGUACAACAGAGCCAAUUAGGGUACAUGGGCCCUCAGGCAAACCCUAUCCCGCAGAUGUCUCACAACCAGUUCAUACAACCUGGCAUUGGUCCCGUUAAUACGCAAAGGGGACAUUUCCCGAUCAACCAGCUCAAUACAAAUGGUUCAACUCAGGGUACUUUAGUUCAGGUCCCUAAUUCAGGAGCCACAGGUCUUCAGAACACACUAUACAAUGGCAUCCCGAUUGGACCACGCAUUCUGACAGGUAUGGGUAAUCCUUCCCAGUUCUCAUGGUCUGCACCAUUAGAUUCUCACCUUAAUGAGGCAACUAAACAAAAGAUCAUUAGUGAAGAAUAUAUAGAUUUCAAAACCUUAUUGCCAGCCUCAGUCAAGAAAAAGAAAAAGAAGCCAGCUUUUCAAUUCGAACAGAAACAACAAGAUGACGGCGAGUCUAUGCUCAUCAUAGCGCCAGAGAAAGAUGAUCAAGAUCUCUCUUAUAAAGAAUGGCAACAGGCCUUCAAUAUCUUCUGUACAACUUACAUAAGACAACAUAGUCACGAGGCCGCAAACUUGAUUAAAUAUGGUGACAAGAUUAGGGAGCUCUCUAAUAAUCCCGAGAGCAACUGGAGAUACUAUGACGAAAGAUUCAGGGAGAAUAAGAAACAUGGACUUCAAUGGCAUACAUGGUAUAACGAUUUCAUGCUUGAGGCGACAUGGGUACACAGAGUGCCUAGACAAGUUCAAGGGAAGUGGAAACCCAAUGGCAAAGGUCAGAAUGGAAAGAACAAUUCUUUUCGUGCCAUUUGCAAUCAAUGGAAUUCAGGGAAGUUCUGUCCUCACUCUACAUGCCCAAGAUCCCACAUUUGCUCAAGCUGCAAGGGCGACCACAGGGUUACAGAUUGCAACAAUAAGAAAGAGGAAAAUGGAUGGGGAAAUCGUAGCAAGUUUGACAACAAAAGGAAAAACAAGACCCAGCCUUUCAAACGAAAUUGACAUGACAUCAAAUCCAAUAAAAACUUUUAUCGACGAAAAUAAAAUUUCGCCUUAUCCCGACUGUUUUGUACAAGACACUCCAGUGAAUCCUUUAGUCCUUUUCGAUAUUCUUGAAGGCUACGAUACAGACAUUCGUAAAUUCCUAUUUGAAGGUUUCUCCAACGGUUUUGCCAUUCCCUACUUUGGGGAUCUCCCUUGUUCUUCAAGUAAAAAUCUAGCAAUCCCAAAAGACAACCCUGAAGCUCUUCAUAACAAAUUACAAUCCGAAAUCGAUCUUGGUCACAUUGCAGGUCCUUUCACAAGCCCACCCUUUAAGAACUUGGUAAUUUCCCCCAUAGGGGUAGUUCCGAAGAAAACGGUGGGAAAGUUUCGCUUCAUUCAUCAUCUGUCUCACCCAGAAGGUUUUUCGGUAAAUGACGGUAUUGACGAAAAAUAUGCAACAGUCAAAUAUGGUUCAGUUGAUGAAGCUAUCGAGCUAGUUCGGGAUGCAGGUCCGUCAGCCUUCAUGAGUAAGACAGACAUAGAAAGUGCAUUCAGAAUUGUCCCAAUUCACAAGGACUUUCACUUUUUGUUAGGGAUGUCUUUAGAAAACAAGUUUUACUUUGACACAAGACUUCCUAUGGGACUGAGACAUUCAUGCCAACUUUUUGAGACCUUAAGUACGGCUCUGGAAUGGACUGCAAAAUACGUGUUGAAUAUUCCUAAAGUGGUUCAUAUCUUGGACGAUUUCUUUAUAGUAAAUAUUGACAAGGACAAAUGUGAGGAGGAUCUGAACAGUUUUGUAAGUUUGUGCGAAACAAUUGGUGUCCCCAUAUCGAAGGAAAAAACACUAGGCCCAGAUACUGUCAUGUCAUUUGCGGGAAUUGAAUUGGAUUCAAUUCAACAGGAAGCUAGGUUACCAAUUGAUAAACUGGACAA